UCCUUGGCAGGGCGGUAGCUGUGUGCGAGUGCGUGCGUGCGUGUGGGGUCGGCCUCGCCACACGGAUCCUGUCCCCUCAAGGAGGGGUUGUGGCCUUAAACCUGUACCAGAUGCGUUCCCGAGUGAGUCUGUUUUUCUCGCGGCCUGCUCUUUUCCUGGUUCUCCAUUAAGGUUUUCUGUUUCUCUGGUGUUUUUGGAAAGCUGGGCUUUCACAGCAGCUUCCAAGGAGUUUUGGAAGAGGCUUGGAGAGGUGAAGCUGGCCUAAGAGGGCCCUGUGUUUUCAAAACAAUUUCUAACAGUGAAGGCAUAGUUUACUAAGGAUUCAUGGUUUCCGCAGCUUAUGAGAAUGGUUUUAUAUCCACUUGCAGGAACAGGGUGGCUUGCAGAUCUCUUUGUAGAGAAAUCGGGUUCCAGGCUUUCUUAUACAGAAGUCUGGUGGGAGUUUCCUGCAGUGAUUUGAGAACCUCAGCGAUCCUUUUCCACUGAGAGAUGCAAGCGGGUGCCGUUGUUCAACUGCAAAACAGUAUUUUGGUCCUUUGGAAGGAUGAUGAGAUGUGUUCAGCAAAACUGUGUCCGAUGAUGUUACUUGUGAGAACAGUGCGAUAGGAACAAUGAGUAGGCUGGGUGCAAACCCAGCCCCUGGCAUCACUUGAAGACUUCUAAUUCAGGAACCCUGUUUAUUUGUUGCCUUUGGGGCCCUGAUUUCUCUUAAAAAUUUAGCUGGCUGUUCUGGAGGACCUAGAGUCUUGUUUGUGUCUUCUGAGAAUGAUUGCACAAGUACUCUGAUACUACUUUGCAACUAUAGUAAAAAAAAAAAAAAAAAAAAAGGAAAAACAUCUUGCUCAACUUUGAUUGUGAACCUCACACUGGUGCCUCCUCCCCCGCCGUCCAUUCAGCUGUUUGCUGCCCCUUCCCUCCACUUUGGAGCAGCAUCUCAUCUGAUAGGCUGGCCUUUCCCAAUGGACUGGGAUGGGAGGGAACAAAGACCAAGUUGCUGUGACAUUUUUCUCUGUUCUUUGUGCCUUUUGCAUUAGUUGAGUGAAAAGCUACUCCAAAAAAUAUUGCUAAAUUUGACCCACACUUGAAACUUUCAGCAGUUUGUUUUUAAAGGCGUUGUGUAGGCUUGAAUUCCUCAUCUGCAGUUGUGGUUUGCGUCAGCCUUCUAGCUUGCAGCGCUGCUGUCAGACGCCUUUCCCGGGCCCUUGGGCGGCCCUGUCGUCCCCCAAGCAGGGUGGCUGCUGUGGACCAGGGGUCGCUGUGGCAGCCAUAUCUCAGUGUUGAGACAGUGACAAACGAACGCUACAAACGCAGCUGAAGUAACUAGGCUGUUUGUACUUGAGGAUAUUUUUCCAGAAGCUUUGUGUGCCCUGAGUUCCUAAGCAGAUCUGAAGUAGGAAGGUUGUGUUUCCUCACACAUACGAGGGGAGUUACUUUGCAUAUGGGCAUUGAGCCCGCUGUCAAUUAAAUAACGUAAUUAGAAAGUGUCAGUAAAUGCUGGUUUGAGAAUCAUCUGUGUUUGUUGCCAAAAUAAGUGUUUCCAUCCGUCCAUUAUCCUGUGUAAGUCUCUUCAUCUCUUAAAUUGUAAGUGUAAUGGAUGAGCUUCUUUUAAUAGUAAGAUAUUUGGUAGUUAAUUGGUGAAAAUGGCAGUGCACUGCUUGCCUGACCAUACACUGUCAGUUUAUUAUUGCACUUUAGCCAGUGCUGUGGGGGGAUUGAGCGUGGCCUGUUUGAUAUACUUUUUAUAAAAAUGGAGUGAACUCAAAUAACUAGAAAUAUUUUUUCUGUGCAUUCUCUUAAUUUGAAUUUUAACUGGCAUUUCUGUGCACUUCACCUCUUCCAGUUUUAUCUUAAGUCCUCAGCUCCUGUUACUCAGGCAGUGAGAGGGAGAGUGGCGGAGAAACUUCCCGGCUUAGGAAGUGCCCCUUUUAACGCCCGCAUUGCUGAUUCUGAUUUGGACCUUUCUCUACCAAGUGCGUGUUUUGGUGUGAUAGACCUCGUUCGUGGCAUCUUUGAAGAUGGAGUUAGACUUGGCAGUGCACUUAGGUAUCUGUUGUUAUUCUCUGCUUUUCUUAGCUCUCCUUCACCUUUUCGUAUUUAAAAUUUUCUUUGUAGUUCACCUUUGGACCGAAUAGUAUUUUAUGUAUGCGGUAGAAAUACAAAUGUUAUUUUUAGAAUAAAGCCCAAAAUGAUUACCGGUACCUAAUCCUGGUUGACCUUGGGUGACCCAGUGGCCAUCUCCCCUUCCUUGGUCACUCUCCCUCUUUACUCCUUACGCUCUGGCAAUGUUGGCUUUUCAUUUCCCAGACUGGCUGGGCACCUCAUUUUCUCCUGGCCUCCAUGCAGACCGAUCAGGGCCCUGCUGAGUGCUGUGUCUAUCUGUCCUGCUGACUGCUGUGUCCAUCUGUUGCCUCCCGUGCAAGUCCCUCCUCCCCCCAGGAUGACUUACUCAGCCUUUGGGUCUUGCUUAAAUACUCCUUCCUUAUGGGGAGCCUUAGUCACCACUCCCAGGGAAGGUGGCCCCCACACCUUGUUACGUCAGCAUAGAGCUCACCGGGACGGUUUAUCAACUGUAUACCUCUUGGUUUCAUGUCUGUCUUCCAUGAUGGAAGGGCUGUCAGCUUAAUUUGGAUCGCGACCCGGGCCCAGCCCAGGACAGGACGCCGUAGUCAUAGAAGUUGCUCAAGAAAUGUUUGUGAAGGAAAGAAAUGUUGUAGGUUAUGUAAUCUGCUCUUUAAACUUCGGAUGACUUUAUCAGAAUGUUGCCAUGCUCGAAUAAGCCUUCCAUCUGUAUUUGAGUAAUUUUGAAAGGGGAAAUUUAGGAUCAUGAACUUCCAUUUACUUGAUUGACUAGAAAUUGUGCCAUGUGAAUUUCAGCCAUUUUUUCUGUGUGUUUCUUCACAAACUUGCCUUUAUAAUUUAGGUAAAGGUGUGGGAUUAGCUUUCAAAAUUGGGACAGAACAAGAGGUAAAGUAAAAUAAUUAAAGGGAACGGUUGUCUUUGUCAGAAGGAAAUGCUUCCUGUUAAAGAAAAUUUUAAUAGGACUGCUGCUUUUUGGGCAAAAUAGAGGUCCGGAAGCAGUUCUUUACUCUGAUUUCGGUAUACUUUCCGCAAAGGUUUCAGUGCGGCGCAGGCUGUGUGAAACGGAAGGCCUGGCUGCUGUCGCUUCUGGUGGGGACAUAAGUGUCUCACUGAGGACUGGAGCACCUUCUGGCCAAAUGCAGUGGGAGUAGUUAGUGGCUUAGCAUUAUGAGAGUUUUAGCAUUUUAAUUAAGAAAAAAAUGACGUAUUUGGAGGGAAGUAUACCAGAAUGGGGCUGUGUGUUAUUUUCCUCCACUUAGGUUUAUGUCUUCUAAAUGUUCCUUAGGGAACCUGUUAUGUAAAUAGCAAAAAGGUUGCUAUUAAAAAAACACUGAACUUGGGUGAUAGAGGCCUGGGUUCUUGGUUUUGUAACAGUAGGUUGGAUUUGUGUAGCUUUACUGUCUGAGCUUUUUUGUUUAUUUUUUUUGGGUAGCAAGAAGUGAGGGAUGGGAGUUGGUUGGUUGGGUUGGAAGCAUUUAAAAUCACUAUUCUAAGACUAAGAAAUCCCACAGUUGUAAAGCUGGCUCUGUGAAUAAAGAGUUAAGUGAAGUUUCAGUGUGAAAAUGAAAGAAGUCUGUCCUUUUAAUUUGUGGUGGCUAAGAUGUCUCAGGGGCUGGGACAAAGUAACCCUUCUGCCCACCCCUGUUUUUCCUUCUUCACCUGUAAGGCCCAGGCUGCAGCUGCUGACUGGGCCGCAGGCAGCUGUCUGCAUUGCCCACUGUUGGGCUCAGGGCGAGGCCUGGGCUCCCUCCCCGUCCUGCCCUUGGCGUCUGUACAGUGAGUUAUUCAUUAUCCUGAAAAUCUCACUGCGCUCUUUCUUUCCACUUGGGAAGAAACCAGUGUGCACCUGUUCAUUCCUUGGAAAUCGUGGUCAUUUCUCAACACAAAAUAUUUUUGAUCACUUAAAUUUUUUGUCAAGAUUGAGUAAAAUUCAUGAAACUUUUCCCCGCAUACUUGUUUAACUCUAAAAAAACGGGACCUUUACGAAUGGCUGAAGUUGAAACUGAACUUGUAAAUGCUUAAGAUUAACUUUGUUAUAUCUGAAAAUUUUCAUCUGAAAUGUAGCAAAUAGGUCUUCCUUCUUUUCUCCCCUGGUUAAUAGUCAGUGUCCCUUUCUCUGUCCUCCCAGUGCAGCUGUGUUUAGACUGUGGCCCUGGAGUGUGGUGUCCUGGAGUAAUGGGCUCUUGUGAGCAACAGGAAGGUCGUAAGGCUUUGACCAAAGUUUUGAUUAGCUCUUUUUCUAGUUAUAUUUAGCAAAAUAAACACAAAAGACUUUCCCUUCAUAUAGGAUGAUAAUGUAAACUUGUGGUCCUUAUGGUUAUACCUUUUGAGUGCACCUAAAAUGGGGGAGGGUUAGAGAAGCAGCAAGGACCUUGUCACUUAAGAAAUUAGACCUUGUUAGUGUGCAACAUGCUUCUAAAUGUGGUUUCACUUCCUGCAAAACAGGAAGUAAAAAUAAAAAACCAAAAAAAAAACCACACAAAAAAAACAAACCCAAAGUUACACUUCUGAAAGAAUUGGCUUUUUUUUUUUUAAAUUACUAAAAUGUCUGGAUAAUUUAAGGAUAUGGGAAAACUUUAAAAACCUUGCUGUUUUGGAUGCUUACAAAGAAGAAAAUCCAGCUUUUAGGAUUCUGAAAAAUGUUUCUAGAACUUGUAGUGUUAGUUUGUUCCACAACCUCACUUUUGAUUCUGAUUUCAAGGAAUUGUUAGACUUUGUGAAUCUUUUCUUUGCUAGAGUUGUAUGUUUUGUUCCUUAUGUAUUUAAAUUACUACAUAGGUAUUUUUAUUAUUUUGAGAAUAGUUCAUCUGAAAUUUGAGUUUAAUAUAUUAACCAUACUAAAAUUCAAAACACUUUCUUAUAGGAAAACCUUCCCUAACACAUGAGAGAGGUGAUCUUUAGAUUGUGACCUCUGUCUUUUAGUAUGAAACCUAGAACAGUGAUGUGUACUUUCACUCGUAGCUUAAGCACUUUUCAGCAGAUGUAACUUUAAUGAGAUUUACAUGUGAACUUUCUCUUCGGCUGAGAUGAUUAGAUCUGAUUCCAGUAAAUUUGAUUACUCAUCAGAUGUCUCUUUUUUAAAAAAACGAAAACUUGAAGUAGUAACUUUAAUCUUUGAAAAAAGGAUGUUUAAGCAGAGAUGAAUGUUUUAGAAAAUGAGAGAAAAUAUCUUAUACUUUAACCCAUACCCUCUUCUGCUUUUCCUUGAUGCCGCCUUCUCUGUCCCCAUUGUUGGUUCAGGGGGAAUGGGGGAUAGAGGGUACAUGGAGGGCAGGUAAAAAGGGGUGAUUGAAGGAGGAAAUAGAAGGUGGAAAGGAAAACAGGCUUUCAGAAUUUGGGGAAAUACCUAUGGUUUUUAUGUUUCGCUGCCAUCCUAGGUGUGUUGCUUUUCUGUUGCUGCUGUAACAUGUUACUACAAACUUAGCUUAAAACAGUUUAGAUUUGUUUAAGGUCUGUAGGUUGGAAGUCUCACCCUGAUCACAGGCUCCCGGGGAGAGCCCGUCUUCUUGCUUUUCCGGCUUCUAGAGGCCGCCUCCUGCCUUCCCUGGCCAGCGGCCCCCUCCUCACCAUCAGAGCCAGCAUGUGGCAUCCGCCGACUGUUCUUCCUGAGCACGUCUUCCUGAGGCUUCCACCUGCUUCUUCCGCUGAGGGGGCCCUUGUGAUUAAGCGGAUCCCUUGGUCAUCCAGGACACCCUCCCCCUCUGUUGAUGAGCGCUCACCUUCCUCUUUGCCACGUACCCUGGCCGUCUUCAGGAGGCAGUUCUGCCUGCCACACUGGAUUCCUUGGACCCCAUUAGAGCAGACGAGGACGAGGUUGGGGUCAGGUGACCGCGCAGCUGUGCAGGCUCCUCCAGGAACGCGGCCGUGCUGCGGUCAGGUGACCGCGCAGCUGUGCAGGCUCCUCCAGGAACGCGGCCGUGCUGCGGUCAGUCAGUGCAGUGUGGCUUGUGGGGGUUGCUGAGCAUGCUGGACACAUUUUGUUAAAGAUAAACUUUUAGUUUGGGAAAUAAUUUUAAAUAUACAGACCAGGUGCAAACAUAGUACAAAGUUCCGUGGUGCCAUUUGUCCAGUCUCCCCUGAGACAGCAGCUUAUGUGGCAGUGGUUAGCUAACCUAAGAAAUUAGCGUUGUCGCAUUGCUCUUAGCUAACCCCCAGACUUUAUUCUGGUUUCACCAGUUUUCCCACCAGUGUCCUUUUGCUGUUCUGAGAUAGAGCCGCGGACAGCGUGGUGCCCCGCUUCGGACUGCUUCGCUCGUCUCCUGACGGUCGCGCUUUUCGUCGCCUUGGCAGUGUGAGGAGCGCAGGCCUGUUGCCGCCCCCUGCUUGGCACAGUUGGAAAGCCUUCCAUGGCUGGCUUCUGGCUUACGUGACUGAUUUUCCACAGGGUAUACACCACACUGCUUUGGGACAUACCUCUAUUGGAUUUAUAUUCAGUCCUCAUCAACAUCGACUUUCAGCUAUGGAAUCGACAGUUGACGAUGAGGCGACGGCAGUAUAAAUGAAGGUCACGUGACAGAGCAGAACGAUGCCCAGGGCUGGGUGUUCUAAGGCGGCCCAGCAAGAAGAGUUUGCUCUCAGCAGCGACAUGGUGGAGAAACAGACGGGGAAAAAGGAUAAAGAUAAGGUUUCUCUCACCAAGACUCCAAAGCUGGACCGAAGCGAUGGCGGAAAGGAGGUGAAGGAGAGAGCAACCAAGCGGAAACUGCCCUUCACCGUCGGGGCAAAUGGGGAGCAGAAGGACUCGGACACAGAGAAGCAGGGUCCCGAGCGCAAGAGGAUGCGGAAGGAGCCCGCCCCGCGCAAGGCCGGCCUGCUCUUCGGCAUGGGACUGUCGGGGAUCCGAGCCGGCUACCCGCUCUCCGAGCGCCAGCAGGUGGCACUUCUCAUGCAGAUGACGGCCGAGGAGUCAGCCAACAGCCCGGUGGAGACAACACCAAAGCAUCCCUCCCAGUCCACCCUGUGUCAGAAGGGGACGCCCAACUCUGCCUCAAAAACCAAAGAUAAAGUCAACAAGAGGAACGAGCGUGGAGAGACGCGCCUGCACCGCGCGGCCAUCCGGGGCGAUGCCCGGCGCAUCAAGGAGCUCAUCAGUGAGGGGGCCGACGUCAACGUCAAGGACUUCGCAGGCUGGACGGCGCUGCACGAGGCCUGCAACCGGGGCUAUUACGAUGUCGCGAAGCAGCUGCUGGCAGCCGGCGCCGAGGUCAACACCAAGGGCCUGGACGACGACACGCCACUGCACGACGCUGCCAACAACGGCCACUACAAGGUGGUGAAGUUGCUGUUACGAUACGGAGGGAAUCCGCAGCAGAGUAACAGAAAAGGCGAGACGCCAUUGAAAGUUGCCAAUUCGCCGACAAUGGUGAACCUGCUGUUAGGCAAAGGCACCUACACGUCCAGCGAGGAGAGCUCCACUGAGAGCUCUGAAGAAGAAGACGCCCCAUCCUUUGCACCUUCCAGCUCCGUCGACGGCAACAACACAGACUCUGAAUUUGAGAAAGGCCUAAAGCACAAGGCCAAGAUCUCCGAGCCCCAGAAGACGGCCACUCCUGUGAAGGACGAGUACGAGUUCGAUGAGGACGAUGAGCAAGACAGAGUCCCCCCAGUGGAUGAUAAACAUUUAUUAAAAAAGGAUUACAGGAAAGAAACUAAAUCAAAUAGUUUUAUUUCUAUACCCAAAAUGGAAGUGAAAAGUUAUGCUAAAAACAACACAGUUGCACCAAAGAAAGUUGCCCAUCGCAUCUUAUCAGAUUCAUCAGACGAAGAGGACGUGAGUGUUGCCUUGGGGUCAGGAGAGAAGCUCAGACUGUCAGCACAUACGAUAUUGCCCGGUAAUAAAACCCGAGAGCCUUCCAGUUCCAAGCAGCAGAAAGAAAAAAAUAAAGUGAAAAAGAAACGAAAGAAAGAAACAAAAGGCAAAGAAGUUCGGUUUGGCAAAAGGAGCGACAAGUUCUGCUCCUCUGGGUCUGAGAGCGAGUCCCUGGAGAGCGAGGGGGAUGACAGGGGCUCGGUGAGCAGCUCCGGUGGCCUCAAGGGGUCCCCACUGGUGCUGAAGGACCCCUCUCUGUUCAGCUCCCUCUCGGCCUCCUCCACGUCCUCUCGUGGGAGCUCUGCCUCCCGGAAGCACCACCCCAGCCACAGCGAGCAGCAGGCCAAGCACUGGAGGACGGACAAUUGGAAAACCGUCUCCUCUCCCCCUUGGUCAGAGGUCAGUUCCCUCUCGGACUCCACAAGGACGAGGCUGACGAGUGACUCCGACUACCCGUCCGAGGGCUCCAGCGUGGAGUCCCCAAAGCCCGUCAGAAAGAAGCAGGAGCACAGGAAGAGGGGGGGCCUCCAGGGCACGCUCUCUGAGAAGAAGAAUUCCUUCCACUCUGGUGUGGACGGUGCCAUCCCAAAGCUGGAUAAAGAGGGGAAAAUCGUCAAAAAACACAAAACAAAACACAAACACAAAAACAAAGAGAAAGGACAGUGUUCAGUUAGUCAAGAACUUAAACUGAAAAGUUUUACUUAUGAAUAUGAGGACAUCAAACAAAAGCCAGACAAGGCCAUGCUUGUAGAUAAUGAUAUUCCCAUGGAAGGUAAGUUAAAAGUGUUAAAGCACGAGCGAGACCAUUUUAAGAAAGAAGAGAGACUUAGCAAACUGAAGUCAGAAGAAAAAGAGUGGUUAUUUAAAGAUGAGAUACUCAAGGUCUCCAAAGAUGAGAAAUCUCUAAAGAGAAUCAGAGACCUAAGUAAAGACAUUGGCAGGUCUUUUCGAGAAGAGAAAGAACGUUGGAGUAAAGUAGAAAAGGAGAAAUUGAUGAAGGAAAAGUCUCCAAAGGAGGAAAAACUGAGACUCUGCAAAGAGGAAAGGAAGAAAAAGUCAAAAGACAGGCCCUCAAAAUUAGAGAAGAAGAAUGAUUUAAAAGAGGACAGGAUUUCAAAAGAGAAGGAAAAGCCUUUCAAAGAAGAUAAAGAAAAACUCAGAAAAGAAAAAGUUUAUAGGGAAGAUUCUGCUUUUGACGAAUAUUGUAACAAAAACCAGUUCCUGGAGAACGAGGACACCAAAUUCAGCCUGUCUGACGAACAGCAGGAGCCGUGGUUCUCAGACCUGUCAGACUCGUCCUUUGAUUUCAAGGAGGAGGACAGUUGGGACUCCGCAGUGACUGAUUACAGGGAGAUCAGAAACGACUCAGUGGCCAAGCUCAUCCUGGGGACGGCGAAAGAGGACGCCAAAGACAAGAAGCGGGAUGGCAAAAGCCGUGCCGACAGACGGGACAGAGACUCUUUCUUCAGAAAGAAAGACAGGGAUUACUUGGAUAAAAACUCUGAAAAGAGAAAAGAGCAGACGGAGAAACAUAAAAGCGUCCCCAGCUAUCUGUCGGAAAAGGACAAGAGGAGGAAGGAGCCAGGCGAGGGCGGGAAAGAGCGGAAGGAGGAGCUGAGGGAGUGCGGCUGCGACGGUCUCUUCAGGGACAAGGCCGACCCGGACUUCGUGAAGGGCCUGGAGCCCUGGGAGAGGCAUCAUCUGGCGAAAGAAAAGGAAAAGAAAGAUGGACUCGAUAAGGAAAAGAGAGAGAAGGUAAAAUCCGAAAAAUAUAAAGAUAAGUCCAGUGACAAAGACAAAAAUGAAAAAUCUAUCCUUGAAAAAAGUCAGAAGGACAAAGAAUUUGAUAAAUGUUUUAAAGAGAAAAAAGAUACCAAGGAAAAACAUAAAGAUAUACAUAGCAAAGACAAAGAAAGAAAAACUUCUCUUGAUCAAGUUAAAGAAAAAAAGGAGAAGACUUUCCCUGGAAUUACCUCAGAAGACUUCUCUGAAAAAAAAGACGAAAGAAAGGGUAAAGAGAAAAGCUGGUAUAUUGCAGAUAUAUUCACAGAUGAAAGUGAAGAUGAAAAGGACGAUUACACGGCGAGUGGGUUCAAACUGGGAGAGGCCAGCGAGGGGCAGCGGGCGGACGGCCCCCAGGAUGGCGAGGACGGGAAGGAGCCCUUCCCUCCCGACAAGCACAGGAAGGGCUCCUUGGAAAAGCAGAGAGAGAAGGAGUCCAAAGAAAAGAAGAAGGAGAAAGGAGCCAUUGAAGGGGGGAAAGACAAAAAGGAAAAAACCUCUGAAAAGCACAAAGAGAAGAAGGAUAGAGAGUCUACGGAAAAAUAUAAGGAAAGGAAGGACAGAGCUUCAGUUGACUCUAUUCAAGAAAAGAAAAAUAAACAGAAACUCCCUGAAAAGGUCGAAAAGAAGCACGCUACUGAAGACAAGGUUAAAAGUAAGCACAAAGAAAAGUCUGAUAAAGAACAUUCCAAAGAGAGGAAGUCUUUGAAAAGCGCGGAGAUGGAAAAGAGCUUGUUGGAGAAGUUGGAAGAAGAAGCUCUUCAUGAAUACCGAGAAGACUCCAACGAUAAGAUCAGUGAGAUUUCAUCUGACAGCUUCCCAGACCGGGUGCAGGACCCGGGCCUCGGCGGCCUGGACGCGUCCCCCACGGAUGCCCCAGAGGACAAGGGCAGGGAGAAUCCCUGCUUCCAGGAGAAGCUGCGGGAGAAGGAGAGGCACAGGCAUUCCUCCUCCUCCUCCAAGAAAAGCCACGAGCGGGAGAGAGCGAAGAGAGAGAAGGCCGAGAAGAAGGAAAAGAGUGAGGAUGCGAGCGGCAGAAAGGACUCGAGCCAGCACGAGAAGGAGCUCCUGGAAGCGGAUGUUUAUGGCGUCUCCUACGCGACGAAAGCCGACAUAGACGAUGACUUAGACAAAGCCAUUGAGUUGUUUUCUACUGAAAAGAAAGAUAAAAAUGAUUCUGAGAGAGAACCUUCCAAGAAGAUAGAAAAGGAGCUGAAGCCUUACGGGUCUGGUGCUGUCACUGUCCUCAAAGAGAGGAAGAGGAGAGACAAGCACCGGGAGCGGUGGAGGGACGAGAGGGACCGGCACCGGGAGAGGCACACAGACGGGCUCUCGAAACAUCACAAGGACGAGCAGAAGCCUGGGGCCAGAGACAAGGACAAUCCUCCAAAUUCCUUUAAAGAUAAGUCCAAGGAGGAAAACCUGAAAUUCAGUGAGAUGAAACUGAAGGAGAAAUUCAAGGAGAGUCAAGAGAGAGAAAGGAGUGACCCGGUGAAGAUCAGCAACGGGAAUGACAGGGCGCCGCCCCCCAAGGACUCGGGCAAGAAGGAAGGCAGCAGGCCCAGGGAGAAGCUUCUGGGAGACGGCGACCUGAUGAUGACGAGCUUUGAAAGAAUGCUCUCCCAGAAAGACCUGGAGAUCGAGGAACGCCACAAGAGGCACAAGGAGAGAAUGAAGCAGAUGGAGAAGCUACGGCACAGGUCUGGGGACCCCAAGCUCAAGGACAGGAUGAAGCCAGCAGAGGACCCGCGGAAGAGGGGGCUGGAGGUCCUCUCCAGGAAACCCCCGGGGCCCGACAUGCAGUUCAAGGACAGAAAGCUCAAGGACUCCAUGGCCGUGACUCCCGCUCUGCCAGCGACCGAAAACAAAACCCCCCCGGGAGCGGUGUCGGAGCCCAAGGACUGGCUGGCAGGGCCUCACAUCAAAGAGGUCUUGCCGGCGUCCCCGAGGCCUGAGCAGGGCCGGCCCACAGGGGUCCCCACGCCUGCGUCGGUGGUGUCGUGCCCCAGCUACGAGGAGGUGAUGCACACCCCCAGGACCCCAUCUUGCAGCGCCGACGACUACGCGGACCUCCUGUUCGACUGUGCCGACCCCCAGCAUGUGCUCCCCAUCUCCAGCACCUCUGCCAGCGCCUGCUCCCUGUCCUUCUUUGACAGGCUCACAGCUGCGCCCAGUGGGCUUUCCGAAAACCCAGGCCAGACUCCAACAAGGACUCUCACCACCAGCCUCUACCGCUCAAUCUCUGUGGACAUCAGGAGGACCCCCGAGGAAGAAUUCAGCGUUGGGGACAAGCUGUUCAGGCAGCAGAGCGUUCCGGCCACAGCCCGCUACGGCUCCCCGGUGCAGCAUCUGAUAGAAGAGAAGGUCCCUUUGCCCCCAGGCCCCCCAGAAAAGUUCCCGUGCUUGUCUCCAGGGUAUUACUCUCCAGACUACGGGGUCCCGUCUCCCAAAGGUGAUGCUCUGCACUGCGCCCCUGCACAUGUGAACGCUGCACACUCACCAGAAGGCGUUUUCUCAAGUUUACAAGCAGAAGCUUCACCUUUGCACAGAGAUGAGCUGUCUGCUCCUUCCAUGGAAGGGGCCCUCCCCCCUGACCUGGGCCUUCCUCUAGACGCCACAGAAGACCAGCAGGCCACCGCCGCCAUCAUCCCGCCCGAGCCCAGCUACCUGGAGCCCCUGGACGAGGGCCCCUUCAGCACUGUCAUCACCGAGGAGGACCCGGCAGGCUGGGCACCACCUGUGGCCUCCGAGCAGCCGCUUCCUUCCAGCCUCCUCGGGGGCGCCUCGGAAAGCUCCGUCAGCUGGCCCGUGGGGCCAGACCUACUGCUCAAGUCUCCCCAGAGGUUUGCUGAGUCUCCCCAGCCCUUCUGUCCUGCGGAGUCCGUCCACCCUGCUGCUCCAGCGCCUUUCAUGGCCACCGAGCCCCCAUACCCCACUUCUCCGAUUUCAUACCCAUUGUCAGUCCCUGACCCGGGACUCGAGGACACCAAAGGGGGUGGUGUAGACGCACUUGCGGUCGAGUUCUCAGCUUCACAAGAGCCAGCGCCUUACGCCUCCCCCUGCAGGCUGGGGGCCUUCUUCAGUAACUGCAAGCCUACCCCGGAAGCGGCCUCUGACGUGCCCCCCGAGCCCACUUGUGUGGCCACUGUGGCUCAGGUGGAGGCUCUGGGGCCCCUAGAAAGUAACUUUCUGGAGAACAGCCACAGUGUUUCUGCCCUUGGCCAGGAGGAGCCUGUCACCUGGCCCGAUCCUUUCACAAACCCCGAAGAUGACCUGGACCUGGGGCCGUUUUCACUGCCAGAUCUUCCCCUUCAAAGUAAAGAUGUUUCUGACGUUGAAACGGAACCGAUGGAAGAAAGCCCUGUGGUUCCUUCAGAAAGUACCCCUCCAGGAGCCCCCGGGACCAUGAGCAGUGGGGAGCCCCCCACAUCUGCUGCCGAGGAGCAGCCGCAGCCUGUCCCUGCUCCAACAUCCGCCCUGCUCUCCACUGAGCCCGAGCCCAAGUCCUCAGAGGAGCCAGGAGGAGGGGAGCCACCGGAGGCUCCCCUAGACGCCGGGGACGUGUCCCAAGAGAGCACCCCCGGGGACCUGGACUCCAGCUCAGGGCCCACGCUGGCCCCCACAGAGCCCCCUGCGCUGGGGAGUGGAGGUGAGGAGGCCGAGGCCCUGGCCACAGUCGACUGUGCUGCUGAGGCUCCCCCAGCAGCACCCCCAGCCCAGGCCCACUGUGCAGGCAGGGCCGGCCCCCAGGACCACAGCGGGGCCAGUGCUGCCACCCAGGCCGAGGCCUCUCCAGGCAGCGUCCAGCCAGAAACUACAGAGCCAGUGACCAGACCCACAGCCGAAGCCCCCAAGCCCGCCAAGGUGGAGGAGAUCCCACAGCGCAUCACCAGGAACCGGGCGCAGAUGCUGGCCAACCAGAGCAGGCAGAGCCUCUGCCCUUCCGAGAAGGAGUUGACCCCUGCCGUGGCCCCAGCGGCCAGGGCCAAGGGCCGCGCCACCGAGGAGGAUGAUGCCCAGGCCCAGCACCCCCGCAAACGCCGGUUCCAGCGCUCCAGCCAGCAGCUGCAGCAGCAGAUCCACACGUCCACCCAGCAGACACGGGAGGUGAUCCAGCAGACGCUGGCGGCCAUCGUGGAUGCCAUCAAGCUGGACGACAUUGAGCCCUACCACAGCGACAGGUCCAACCCGUACUUCGAGUACCUGCAGAUCAGGAAGAAGAUCGAGGAGAAGCGGAAAAUCCUCUGUUACAUCACGCCCCAGGCCCCCCAAUGCUACGCCGAGUACGUCACCUACACCGGCUCCUACCUGCUGGACGGCAAGCCGCUCAGCAAGCUCCACAUUCCAGUGAUCGCCCCCCCACCCUCCCUGGCCGAGCCCCUCAAGGAGCUGUUCAAGCAGCAGGAGGCCGUGAGGGGGAAGUUGCGCCUGCAGCACAGCAUCGAGCGGGAGAAGCUGAUCGUGUCCUGCGAGCAGGAGAUCCUGCGUGUGCACUGCCGGGCGGCGAGGACCAUCGCAAACCAGGCCGUGCCCUUCAGCGCCUGCACCAUGCUGCUGGACUCGGAGGUCUACAACAUGCCCCUCGAGAGCCAGGGUGAUGAAAAUAAAUCUGUGCGUGACCGGUUCAACGCCCGCCAGUUCAUUUCCUGGCUGCAGGACGUGGAUGACAAAUACGACCGGAUGAAGACGUGUCUCCUGAUGCGGCAGCAGCACGAGGCGGCGGCCCUGAACGCCGUGCAGCGCAUGGAGUGGCAGCUCAAGGUCCAGGAGCUGGACCCCGCGGGGCACAAGUCGCUCUGCGUCAACGAGGUGCCCUCCUUCUACGUGCCCAUGGUGGACGUCAACGACGACUUCGUGCUCCUGCCGGCGUGAGGGCGCCCGGGGCCGGGCUCGCACGCACACCCCAGCGCCGGCUGCGCGCGGAGGACGCGGCCUCUGACCCGCCGGGUGGGAGAGGCCCCGGGAGAAACACUGCGCUUCGCUGAUGGCUUCUCCGUCCCCUCCGGACCCGCCUCCCACGGAGCGGCUGCCGCGGGGCCUCCCGCCCGGGCCGGACGCAUCGGCGCGCCCCGCUCCUGGUUUUGCAGCCAGCUGCAGAGACGCGUCACAAGUUGCAGAGAAGAAUGUGUUUUUUAAAUUUCUUGUUCCGUUCUGAUCAACAAGGAAAACGAUUAGGACAUCCACUGCUCGCGGACGAAGGCCUCCUGUUGGAGGGGAGGCAGCCGGCAGGCGAGGCUGGGCCCGGCCGGGGAGGACGCUGCGGCGGAGCCAGGGCGCGCCCGCUGGUGUUUUUAAUGGAGUCAAAUCCACGUGGUUUGUAUAUUUUUUCCUUUAAUCUUGGGCAUUUUGUUUCUCUUUCUGAGAACAUAACUUGAAACACUACAGAGCCAAUAAUCAUAUAAAAAGUGUACCCCGUAAGCGAUGUACAGUUUUAUAUACAUUCACAAUGUACUUUUGCUGCCUUCUAGAUAAUUUAUUUUGCAACACAUUACUGCACAGUUGUAAAUAACUUAUGUACUGUAACAUCACUUUCAGUUAUGUGUAAAGAAAUAAAUAAGUUAACUAAAGUGA
Choloepus didactylus (southern two-toed sloth) is the source of this 15241-nucleotide messenger RNA. RefSeq names its product ankyrin repeat domain 11 (gene ANKRD11). Gene Ontology annotation, molecular function: protein binding. The coding region runs from base 6605 to 14542 and encodes 2645 amino acids. Gene Ontology annotation, cellular component: nucleus. The transcript is spliced from 13 exons. The record is from RefSeq and is a predicted model, not a curated record. Gene Ontology annotation, biological process: anatomical structure morphogenesis. NCBI's taxonomy places the organism in Eukaryota, Metazoa, Chordata, Mammalia, Pilosa, Megalonychidae.